Messenger RNA from Drosophila subpulchrella, 373 nucleotides. RefSeq lists its product as uncharacterized. Lineage: Eukaryota; Metazoa; Arthropoda; Insecta; Diptera; Drosophilidae. The transcript is spliced from 2 exons. Bases 3 to 347 code for a protein of 114 amino acids. The record is from RefSeq and is a predicted model, not a curated record.
AAAUGCAAAUCGAAUUUGAAGUUAUUUCAGGAAGAUCAUGCUUGUUGGCUUUUUCAAAGUCCUUAAAGUCGGUCGGCCAUCCAUCUCUAAUCUUCCAGGCCAGAGGAAAUAGAUCCCGAAGAAGGCAAGCUGCAGAUUUAGCUGCAUCUGAGGGCGGCAACGUAACCUUGUUGAUCCAAGCGGCUAGUGUAGCUACGCGGAAGCUUGCCAAGAAAAGAAAUAACCAAGAUCAUCAGGCUUCGACUACGACACACAAAGCUGACACACGAGUACCGAUUCUUCCAGUCAAUAAACAACCAAUGCCGAUUCUGCACCACAGACGCCAUAUCGAUCUCACAUAUUCUUAACGACUGCUCCGCACUUCAAACAAACU